AUGCCAGAAAAGGUAGAAAACGUACUCCCUGCCUUGGCCGAGGCGAACCGGGAAGAGCAAGCCAGGGUGGAUGUUGAGCUGGACGAGAUGGCUCGCAAGAGAGAACAGGCCAAGCAAGAAGCGCAGGAUCGAUACCAACAGAAAGAAGCUCGCAAAAGCGCCGACCACCAACAAGAAUGGCUCUUGCGUCAGAAAGAAAAGCGCAAAGACGUCUCCACCCUUCUCGACGCUUCCGCCCUGCUAGACCGGAUCCAACAAGCUCGUCCUAUGAUCCAAGAAGUCGCCAAGGAGAUCAAAGAGUCGGACAUCAGGGUCGUCUUGCCCUUCCAUCCGGGGUACUCUAGGGACUUGACCAUGGCCCGCAAGUACGAGCUCGACAAGCAGGGAGAAAAGGGGCCCGAGGUCGAGUUCGUCGAGCUGUUCGAUGAGCUCGCCAGCAAUUACGCCGAGGCGUUGGCUAGGUUCAGAGCGCUCAAUUGGUUCCCUGACGAAGACCUCGUCUUUGUCGCCAGCCGCGAGACCAACGACCUCCGCCACGACAACAAGGACGACCUCGAAGACCUCAUCUCCCUUCUCAACUACGUCACCCCCUCUCAAGCCUUCUUCGUCUGGUUCCAAGACUUCAAACGGGACAUCGAUCACGUUUACUUUAUGCGUACCGGGACCGAGACCCUCUUGCGUACCUGGUUCCGUACCAAACCUGACCGACAAGCUCUCCUCGCCGAGGCUGGUCUGGAGGGGGAGGCUGCGAGGGGGGAAGAGGGGAGGAAGUUGUUGUUCCAGCGGAUGGAGAAAUGUUUCCUCGACCAGGGAGUCGAGGUGCCCGAGGCUUAUCGGUACAAGACGCUCGAAGAGGCCGAGGUGAGGGAUAGGUUCGGGUUCAUGGAUUUCGGCGAGAAGAUCGACAAGAAGGAGGACAAAGCGGGCGACGAAAACAAGGACAAAGACGAGGACAAGGAUCAGCUCAAGACCGACGACAAGAGCAAGAAGCCCGACGAGGACGCGAAGGAGGGAAAGGAAGCGGCUGGUAUAGUUGUUAGGAUGCGCCGGAUCAGAGGCGAUAAGCGCACGCGCCCUACGAUCGAUAUGAGCGGGAUUUCAAAGCUCAAAGACGUGACCAAGCCUAUACGGAGGAGACAAACUGAGGAGAAGGCCGUCCGGUCCCGACGAGCUCAGCAAGACUCUAAAACUAAUUUUCUAGGCAAACACGACCUUCAAGAUCGAGCUGCAGCUCGAACGCCGCGAGUCAAAACGCCUCGUGUGAGAACACCUAGGAUCGCAACCGGAGCCAAAACUGAUCGAAGACUCGAGAAAGCAUCACCGGGUGAUAAUAUCCCAUCGCCUGUGAUCGAUACUAUGGCGCAGACGGUCUCCUCCCUCCGCCCAGAACUGCUCGACAGCCCGCUAGUCCCAGUCGAUAGACGUCGAUUGAAUGGCCGAGUUGGAUCUGUUGAUCAGUCGGUAGAGCUAGGCGCGGGGAAUAAGAAUAGCGGGAGCUUCCAUUCGUUUGCUUCUGCAGCUGGGUCUGGAUCUAUCUACACGGCUGGGACCGAUAUGACCGGCUCUCAAAGAAGCCAUACGAUGACCGACCGGACGGGCUCGACGGACGGUAGCCGGAGCUCUCAUUCGAGCAACCCUUUCUCCAAUUCCUACGUUCCCGGCCUGUCGACGCUCGCUUCCAACGCAGCCACCAACUCCACCAAAGUGACCAGCAUAGAUACGAUUCAAUUCUCUUCUACCAUCCCUGAGAGCUUCUCCAGCCUCUCUGUCCCUUCGAGUUGGGAGGUGACUACAAAUCCUUCUUCCCACUUGAAACUACGCUAUGUUUCGAUCAAACCCGCAUGCAACUAUCAUGGUCCAUCUCGAUACCGUCAUAGGAGGAACGGUACGAUACGUAGCAUCACCUUCUCCCCCAUCGAACGUGGAGGCGACAAGGUUGUACACCGGGCUACCGGCAAGGUAGCUAUCUUCCAGCUUGCAGAGUGGUAUCGUUCUUCCUUGAAUGAACCUGAUAUUCCGACAGGAAUAUCACGUACCAAAUCAGAGACGACGCUCACACUAGCAGAGCUCUUCGCGUCGUGUUCAGAACAUUCGUUGCUGGCUGAUGAGCCGGGUUUCUCAGUUUCGUCCAUGUUCUCGAGGGGCUUUGAGGAAGUUGAUGCGGUUCUCGACUCUAAUGGAAGGUCGCGCGCUACGGAGAUUUCGAUUACGAGAUCACGUGAUCAAUCAGAGGAAAAGCUUGUUAUAAAACGCAAGAUCAUCUUCUUAGCCCUCGUCAACUCUACCCUUUUCUUCUUCACUGCUUCGUUAGCAAAUCACCGUCAAAGCCGUUCGAUCGUACAAUGUCGACCUCUUGUCCUCAUUCAACGUAAACCGUGGCCUCUUUUGGUCGUACUACGACAACAACAAUAUACCGUUACUACGACGCCAGAGGAGACACGUCGCGAUGAAGACAACCCGGUCGACACUGGACGAUCCACGCCGACGACCGUAAUCGCAACCGUAACCCAUAGCAGCUUCUCUCAUUCUGCUAUCUCUACAGGCGAUAUGAUACUUCGCCACACUUGCACCCCGACAUCAGCUGCGGGUCUUCGGACCCGCGCACCACUGCUCGACCCCAAGAUCCUCUCGCGAUCCGAGCGGUAA
Molecule: messenger RNA, 2646 nt
Organism: Filobasidium floriforme
Lineage: Eukaryota; Fungi; Basidiomycota; Tremellomycetes; Filobasidiales; Filobasidiaceae
Exons: 9
Coding region: 1-2646 (881 amino acids)
Source: RefSeq, a predicted model, not a curated record